This is a messenger RNA of Brugia malayi, 2544 nucleotides long. It is a transcript of the gene Bma-gap-3, whose product is annotated as SH2 domain containing protein. Gene Ontology annotation, molecular function: protein binding. The transcript has 17 exons. The coding region runs from base 1 to 2544 and encodes 847 amino acids. NCBI's taxonomy places the organism in Eukaryota, Metazoa, Nematoda, Chromadorea, Rhabditida, Onchocercidae. The record is from RefSeq and is a predicted model, not a curated record.
AUGUCGAUUGCAACAGACAAUGGAAUGGAAGAUAAGGAGAAGCAAGUGCGAAAAUAUGAAUCAAAAAUAGGAGUAGAAGUGAAAGAAGGAGCAUUAGACUCAGUGGAUUGUUUCCAUGGUUUUAUUACAGAAGAAGAAGUGGAAUAUCGAUUACGAAAAUGUAAAAUUGAUGGUGCAUUGAUUUUACAUGCUGAACAAAAUUCUAUCACACCAAAAUUUUGUCUUUCUUGGCUUCCAUCAGUCAGUAAUUCGGUGAUGCAUUUAUCUAUUGACCAGGUUUGUGGUGAAUAUUUUUUGUUUGGAAAAUCUUUCACAACAUUGUCUGAUCUCAUUCAAACAUUUGUAAACGAAUCAAAAACAGCAGUGUUACCACUUCAACCACCUUCGCCGGUGAAAUUAGUUAACCGUCAAAGGAUAGCAGUACUACCGUUUCGUGCAAUGCCCGAUACAAAUGAAAUAAGUUUUUGUGAAGGUGAUUUGUUAACGGAAAUUCAGCGAGUGGAUAAUGAAUGGGCAUGGGCGAGGCUAGAAAAAAAUGGAAAAUCCGGACUUGUCGCUUUGCAACUAACUGUUCCAUUAAACGACAAGAACGUGAAACCUGAAGAAUUGCCAUAUUUUCAUGACGAACCAAUAAAUGUGCUUACACAACGGUUAACACAAUAUACUGAUGGUUGUUAUCUUUUGCGGCAUUCAUUUGUGCAGUCCAGUUCAUAUACGCUUAUGGUUAAUAUCGAUCAGCAUAUUGAAAAAUUUCAAAUAAAGCGAACAGCAGAUGGUAAUUUCGAAAUUGAUGGGCAAAUUUUUGCUACCAUCCCGGAUAUUAUUGAAAGAUAUAGCGAAAAGGAAAUUUGCAAAGGAUUUCAUUUGACGCGUGCGGUGUUAACAAAGGCAUCUGACAGAGAUUUGUCGGGAAAAAAUGCGGAUAAAAAAUUUCAGGAUUUAGUUACUAAUAGUUUUCGUCCACAGACCGUCUUGGCAUAUCGAAGAUGUAAAGAAGAUAAGUGGAAGCGUUGUUAUGUAACACUUAAUGAUUCGAAUGGUUCACAACUUUACGUUUUAGAUGAUGAGAAGAGAGCAAAGCCAAAAGUAGUUUUGGAUCUUGGUUUUUGCUUUGUUUAUAAAAUUCCGGAAGGAUCAUUCGAUCGAGCUAAUUGUUUAUUGGUUGCGUCGAAUAGUAUGGACAUUUAUCCAUCAGUUCAUUUAUCAUUUCAAAACGAAGGCACAUAUCUAAAUUGGCUUAAUGAAUUACGGUUGCGAUGUCUCGGUUGUCGAUAUUCACCAUCACCAUUUGCUGUAAUUCCUGCUAUACAGGAUUAUUUUAUUCGCUCUACAACUGUUAUUUAUUUAACUUUAACCAGUUUUAGGGGUAGUGAUUUUAAACCUGAUACCUCAUAUAGUGCAGUAGUAACGAUCAAUGGAAUUUUUUUAACAAAAACUCAACAAGUGAUGCCUGCAAAAAAUACCAUUAUAUUCAAUAGAUGUUUUCUAUUGCAAUAUAUUCCUCCUGGAUCAUGUUCAUUGAAAUUUGUACUUUGCUCACACAAUCUUCCACCGACAAAAACACGGAAUCUUGUAUUCAGAGAUUAUCUACAGAAAGAUAUAUCACCACUCUAUUUGCUAGCAGACGAUGGCAAAGAACUUUGCGUGGAAAAUAAUUUUGAGGGAUUUGUAUUUCGUGCGGUACGUCAUCGUAUCGUUUUACUACCCGAAGAACAAUAUGCAUCUUUUUUUGUGCUUCUCACUUCGCGAUCAUUUAUUUUAUCCAUUUGGAUUGGUUCUGUCUUAGAUAUUUUUAAUCGAAAAUAUUUUGCUCGUCUGUUACUCUCUGUCCUUUUACCAAAUUAUGACUUAUUGAUGUCAUUUGUUGAAGUUAUCAUCAGGGAGCAAAUUAAACGUGAAACUGAAGUAACACUUUUUCGGUGUGAUUCAUUUUGUACUUGUUGUAUUUCAACAGUUCUGCGUAUGACUGGUAAGGAUUUGGUUACAGAAGAAUUAGCAAAUUUGCUAACUGGAGGACUACCAAAACAGGAAUUGGAAAUUAUGAGUGCUCUGAAAAAUUUAUCUGAACAUUUACCUCUUCUUUUCCGCGCCAUUCUAUCACAUACCAUAAAAACAGCAAAAGCAUAUUUCGAUGAUUCCAAAUAUGUUGCACGUCGAGUUGCUAGUGUGUUCUUCAUUCUGCGCUUCGUUAAUCCAAUUUUGACAUUUAAUUGCAGUGGCUCGCCUGAACAGUCUCGCCAGUUACCAAAAACAAUUCAGUCACUGGCUAAUCAGGCUUCUUCACCUGAUUAUUGCCCGGAAAAAGGUACUCCUAGUGUUCGCUUGAUGGCAGAUUUGCUUGAUGCUAUUGCAUUAUCACCUUCGAAAGUAGAGUCAUCAGAAAAUCCAUUUUGUGGCUAUAGUAAAAUUGAUCAGUUAGCUUUGUUAGCAUUUCAAGUAGAACGGGUAUUGGAACAACAAGACUGUGACAGCUGUCCUCUUCCGGAAGCUUAUACGGUUAUCAGUUUAUUGAAAAAACAUGCUGAGAAGUACCUCUCUUGUUAA